Messenger RNA from Synchiropus splendidus (mandarinfish), 1605 nucleotides. It is a transcript of the gene utp18, whose product is annotated as UTP18 small subunit processome component. Gene Ontology annotation, cellular component: Pwp2p-containing subcomplex of 90S preribosome; small-subunit processome. Gene Ontology annotation, biological process: rRNA processing. The record is from RefSeq and is a predicted model, not a curated record. Gene Ontology annotation, molecular function: protein binding. Bases 21 to 1577 code for a protein of 518 amino acids. Lineage: Eukaryota; Metazoa; Chordata; Actinopteri; Syngnathiformes; Callionymidae. The transcript is spliced from 13 exons.
GUUGAUAUACGUGCGUAAACAUGGCGGACGAGGAGCCCGUGACUGAAGCGCCCACAGCCAGCAAGCGGGCCAAACUCACAGCAAACACUCCGGAGGAUGAGACUCAGAAGCAGCAGGAGAACCGGAGGCGGCUACGGGAGCUCGGGCGAGAGGACGAAUCCGUGAAGCUGCUCGAGGACCUUGUUUUUGGGGCAGAGGAAGAGCUGCUGGGCAGGCUGGUGCAGAGAGAUGAGCAAGCGCCUGAGGAAGAUGAAGAGGAGCAGCUGCUGCAUCAGGAGGAGGAGGAGGAAGAAGAAGAAGAGCAACAGCGUCGUCCAGUCCUAGCAGCUGCCUGGGUGGAUGAAGACGAUCACCUGGAAGAGGAGGUGGACAUGACGCAUCGUUUCCGUAAAAACCUGAUGAAAGGAGAAGCUGAGAGGAAGAUGAGCAAACACUCUCUCCAGGAGAGGAUGCGAGAGCAGUUCCAAAAGGUGAUGGGCGGACGUCCCUCGUGGGCUGACAUUUCAGAGAAAAAGCCGACGGAUGAGGAUCGUGAUGAUGAUGAUGAAGAUGACCUGAUGAAAAGAACUGGAAACUUCCUCUUGUCUUCAGAUCGUUUACCUUCUGGGGUUCUGAGAAUGAAGAGGUGUCUCCAUGCCAACAGUGCCCGGCCUUCAGACGACAAACUCACGUCGGUCCAGUUUCACCCGGCGGCCCAGGUGGUGUUGACGGCCGGUCUGGAUUGCUCCGUCUCUCUCUUCCAGGUGGAUGGGAAGACCAACCCGAAGAUCCAGAGCGUGCACCUGGACCGCUUCCCAGUCUACAAGGCCCGCUUCAGCCGGGACGGGGAGUCCGUCAUCGCGACCAGCAUGCGCAGUAAGAUGUUCUACAUUUACGACAUGAUGGCGGGUCAGGUGUCUCCAGUUAACGCCAUCCGAGGUUUAAAUGAAGCCAGGGUGAAGGACUUCACUGUGUGUCCACAAGGGGGCACUUUGCUGUUGACUGGAACCAAUGGAUACCUGCACCUGCUCACCCUCAAGACCAAGGAGGUGGUCCGCAGUGUGAAGAUGAACGGGACGGCUGUGGGCGUGGCCUUCAAUCAGGAUGGCACCAAGUUUUUCACGAGCUCAGAAGAAGGGGAGGUGUUUGUCUGGGAUAUUCGGGGCGGCCCAUGUGUCAACCGCUUCACCGAUGAUGGCUGUGUCAGGUCUACCACCAUGGCUGCCUCACCUGAUGGACAUCACCUGGCCUGCGGGUCCCAGUCAGGUGUGGUCAACAUCUACUCCCAGGAGGAUUGUCUGACCUCCAGCAGUCCCAAACCUCUGAAGGCCGUGAUGAACCUGCUGACCCCUGUGACCUCCCUGGCCUUCAACCCCUCCUCCGAGAUCCUCGCCAUCGCCUCAGGGGCCGAAGACGACGCCGUACGACUGGUUCACGUCUCCUCACUCAGCGUCUUCUCCAACUUCCCAAUGUCGCGGUCAAAGGUUGUGCAUCGGGUCAGGGCCAUGGACUUCUCUCCUCACAGUGGCUUCUUCUCAUUGGCCAACAACAAAGGACACGCCCCUCUGUACAGGUUGCUGCACUACAAGAGCUUCUGAUGACAUCAUCGUCCCAGAGAGCACAUUU